Branchiostoma floridae (Florida lancelet) is the source of this 2389-nucleotide messenger RNA. Its product is annotated as homeobox protein EMX1-like. The record is from RefSeq and is a predicted model, not a curated record. Gene Ontology annotation, molecular function: DNA-binding transcription factor activity, RNA polymerase II-specific; DNA binding. The coding region runs from base 511 to 1341 and encodes 276 amino acids. The transcript is spliced from 3 exons. Gene Ontology annotation, biological process: neuron differentiation; brain development; central nervous system development. Lineage: Eukaryota; Metazoa; Chordata; Leptocardii; Amphioxiformes; Branchiostomatidae.
CGAACACAACUGUCUUUAAAACGAAUGUGCUAACCUCGCUACGGUGGUUCGGAACGCCACCACGACGUCCGGAAACGUUCGAGACGACAUCUCGUGACGCCGGUAGGUGGGUUCACUGUUACGCGACCAUACAGCCAUACCUGCCAUUAGAGGUCAGCUCCCCACUGUUAAAAACCAGUCCCUACGGCAGUAUGGCAAAUUUAACUAUGCAACAGCAAAGCUGGAUGGCUAAGACAGGGGACCAGUAGGCUUCAGUGUGGUGGAACAGGAGGAUAGGGAACUCUAAGGCUGACAACGGACUUAUUUUAAAACAUCGCCGAGAAACGAAAUUUUACAACGCUCUUAAGACCGGUGGAUCAUCCAGAACACACAACUCUCUUGACGUAGACGUAAAGACAAGAACAACAAUUUCGUUACCAAACUAUCUUUGACAAAUAGAACUGUACACUAGCCCAGGUGUUGGAUCGGCUGGAGGUUUUUAAAGACCUUGGCACCAGCGCCAUACGCAAAAUGAUGGCGGUGCUCCAACCCACCAAGUCUAGCUUCAGUAUAGAAUCGCUGGUGUCAAAAGACCACCUCGCACGGGACGGCCCGCCUCGGACACUGCCUCACCCUUCUCAACUCCUGGAGUUGAGUAGACUUUGUCGUACGACAGCGACGACGACGAUAAACUCUGGCAUACCACAUGUGCCGUACACUCAGGGUGGGAUCCCGGUGUCACUACCGAGCUUAGGGAGUCUAUGCGGCGGGCCUAGGCCGGUUUCGGUCCCCCAUUAUGUGACGUACAGCGCCCCUACCAUGGUGCCUCCCGGGCUGCUGUCGGGCGCGCCCCCGACCGUCCCGCACCAGUCUACGGUGUCGCCGCCGUACCAGACUCACCUCCCGUACAACCCGUGGAUGCUGGGCGGACACCCACCUUACGGACACAGGUUACAAGGGCCAGAUAUGGGUAACGGGUCGCUCAUCCAUCUGCAAAAUCCGUUCCGGAAACCGAAGAGAAUCCGGACGGCGUUCACCCCGUCACAGCUGCUCCGGUUAGAACACGCCUUCGAGAAGAACCACUACGUAGUCGGACAGGAGAGGAAGCACCUAGCGCAGUCUCUGAGUCUCACAGAAACACAGGUCAAGGUGUGGUUCCAAAACAGAAGGACGAAACACAAGAGAGAACAACAAGGGGAUGACGGGAGGGACUCUCCCACCAAACACAGGGGCGCACACCACGUCAGCAGGUGGAGACAGGCCACGCAGCAGCUCACAACCACUGUGGAGCACACCUCGGCACCGGACGGGCACGACGAGACGAAAAGCACCAGCAGCUGUAGUGACGCUGGAUCAAGAUGAAAGAACUCUUGCUAACUGACUGCCUCGGCUCCAUUGUUUGAGAAGAAGCACCGGCAGAGGUAGACAGAGAAGACUUGAAAUAAAGAAAAACUCAGAACAGAUGUUGCUGCUCUCAACGCUAGAUUUUAGGCGUUUUCCCUCCAAGAUGGAGGAGAAUGAAAAUGUAGAGUCACACUAUGGCGACGGAAUAAACUCUCGACGCACAGGCUACCAGUAAAGUGCACUGGCGAUAAGGGAUCACAGCAUGUGAAAAACACGGUUGACCCUUCAUUCUAUACGAUAUCUUCCGAGUGAAAACACAACAAAAGGGGACUGAAGUAAUGGCAUUUUUCGUACUAGUGACAGAGGCACGAUUGGUACUGGACCAAGACCUCAGAACUGAACAUUCAUAACUGUAAAACAAAACGUUGAUAGUAUUUACAAUUCUUUCUUGACAUAUAUGUUUGUGUACGGAGGUUUGAUGGAAACUCCUCGGUCUGUCAAAGCGGUGGAAGGACUACUAAAAGGAAAACUUUGAAGGAUUUAAUAACUCAAAGACGUUGUGUUAAGUGUAUGAACAUACAAAAUGUAUAGAGCGUGUAGUUGGACAAAAAAACCAAGACAAGAUGUUUUUCUAUGAACAAGAGUGCGACUGGUAUCCAGCAAAUUCUCGUGUGUAUGUGUCGAAGCACCAUGUGCCUUCACGUCCAACAUCUUUGACAAUCUGACGCCAGAAUUUCAGACUUAUGAAAAAAGAUAUCAGAACAUCUCUAUCUCUAUUGUGAAAUAUAGUAGUUAGCGUCACAUGUCCCCUAUAUGCACCGAGUCAAAUGAACUUAACUUCCUCUCGUUCACGAAACCGCUAUGUGACAACAUUUAUACUCAGUGUAUACCAUGUUGUUGUUUCUUUUUAUAAGCUGAAUGAAUAAAACAACGAAAAUUUCUCGAAACAGUGAUCGUAGAACAGCUUCGAGUAAUAACUUUCAAAUUAUGUAAAUAGAGCUACUUCUAUGAUCUGUCCACGUUUACAUAUUCCGCUCUGAAUGUCUAAAUAAAGUUUCACAUUUUC